UCCAACAUUAUAGAAAAGAGAUCCACGAAGAUGAGUCCGUUUCCGUUUUAAUAAAGUCCAGUAGAAGAUGUCGCGGACCCCGCAGUUCUUUCCGCCUUGUCCGCGCGGCCUUUCCGCUCUUCCGCUGCCCGGUACGUCGAAACAAGCCGCGCUCAAGGGGCGAGAAUCUAGUACAACACUGCCGUCGUUCUUCAAUAUUCGAGAGACGGCGAGACGACCUAUUUCUACCAGUAGCGGUUCAGGUUCUCCUGCUGCUCCCAGUAUGAUAAUUGAGAGUUACAACUUCCGGCACCGCCUCAGUACGCGAAGUGGACGAGCCCCUCCGACCUGGCUCAGCUCGCUCUUCCUGGUGGUUUUGUUCGCCGCUUCCGGUUUAUUUCUCGUGCGAUUUGCACACAGUGAAGGAGAUGAGCGUGUUGACCACGCAAAUUACGAAAAGACUGGUGUUUUCGUCGACGAGUACGGUCGUGCAAGUACAACCACCUCGAGAGGUAGAGGUGCUGGUGGUCGACCGCGAGAAGAACAACCACCGGCCCACCCCGCCCUCCUUUCAUCGCAGGAUCUCGACAGCGCCGGCACGGACGAGACGUCGGGGGAGCUGCGCGACGGUUCUGUUUUUGAAAGCGACCACUUUGAUGGAUUCGAAGAGGAGCUUCUGGCGAUGAGAAGCCAAAAUCUUUUCGUAGGAGAUCAUGACCCGGAUGAACUCAUGGCGCGCUCUUUCUUGCUAAAGACAACCUCCGAGGACGACCCCGAGCAUGAACAUCUAAGGGCCUUCGAAGGUCGUCGUGGCCGCGCGUCGAAUCGCGACACGACCACGAUCUUUGACGGCGUAGCGCCGUUCGAAGAUCUGGAGAAAUUGAGAAGGUCGCAGCGGGGGCUGCAACCGAUGUUGGUAAACCGGCGUCCCCCGCCGGCGACGUCCGAUGGUUCUUACGCGGCUCCGACUUCUGCCUCCGGUACUACUGCUGCGACGUCAUCUUCUGCGCGGGAGGGUGGACAGUUUUCUGAGGGGGAAGGAGGGGCUAGUGCAGCUGGUGAAAAUAUUUCUGAGGGGGAAAAAGAAGAGAUUGAACAUCAUGGUUCAACGGGACGACGAGGAGAGAAGAGUCCGCCACCGCCCGGUUCCGCCGAAAUCCGGAUUGCCGCGUUGGAGAAGCAAGUAAGCGAAGUGUUGCGGACGCAGGAUGACCAGCGGAAAGCGUUGGAGCGCGUGCGGUUCGUGGGGCGGUACUUCGCCCUGCAGGCGGCGCGGGGACAGGCCAUGUGGCUGGGCACCACACGCGAGAAGGUGACCUUCGCAUGCAUGUGUCUGUUCGGGGGCAUCUUUGCAGUGCUGGUCGGGCUGCUGCUGCCCUGCCGCCUGGUGUUCUUUCCCAUCCGCAUUCUGGAGCGGCGCCUGAGUCGGGAGGAGCUCCGGGCGCGCCGGCGAAGCUCCACGGUGGGAAACUCGUCCGUCACUUUACUGGCCGCCACGGAUGCGGAUGAACAGGAGGCUUCCUACCUGCUUCCGUGGGACUUCGCGUAUCGGGGGACGUUGUCUAGUGUGUGUCAGGUGCAAGACUCCCCGGAGGGUCUGAUUUGGAAGGCGUGUCUGCUGCUCUACUGCGCGUCCGCGUUCUUGAGCCACUACACCUUCGAGGCCCACACGGCCUGGUGCCGCGAAUACGACCCGCGGCUCCCCGGACGCAUCGCGCUGGAGUCGGUGCUGCGGCGACCCCAAGUGGGUACGUAUGUCGAGAUCCGCUCUCGCAUGUUCUGGUUGGUGGCGCCCUACACGCUAUUCGCGGUGGUGGCGCUCGUGCCCAGCUUUUCCUUUCUCAGAUCGGCGGGUGAAGACCACGACGACCGCGACACUGUUGUAGCUAAAGUACAAGAACAACGGGCUGCGGAUGGGACGACAGCAGAGGACAAAGAAGUAGAACGGGAUGAUCAUGCUGGUGUUGAGAGUGAUCAGAAUGUCACUGGUGACCACAGCGAUGACCGCCUAAUGUCCUCUACAACUUCCUCCGACGAGUUACUGGAAGAUAUCUCUUCCUCUGAAGUAGAGGCGCGCACAGCAAGGACCAGGGCCGACGUGGCUUCAUCUUCUAAAGGAUUCCCUUCUGGUGACCUUUCUCCGCGCACUCUGUCCAGAGAGUUGAGCAACAAGAGCCUCGAUGACGGUAGUUCAGGAACAAAUGAGCUUGGGCAGCUGCCCAGUGGGGAAGGCUCCGCGGACCGGGAGGGGCCCAGUAGAGUUGCGCGAGCGCGGCGCGAGUUGAAGAAGGUAACCCGUGAAGCUGCUGGCGGCGUCAAGAAGGGAAUGGGGGGCAAGAUGGAGCUGCUGAGGUCGAAGACGAGGCGGAAAAUCAAGAAACUGACGUCGGCGGAGUUCGAAGCCCGGAACUCCUUGUCCGAGCGCACGCGUCUGCACAAACGAUUUCUCGCGACCUGGCUCGUGGUGCUGCACAACAUCGCCGCCCCCGCGGCCACCGCGAUUUUGCUGGGGUUCGAGGCCUACCAGCUCUUCGUCGGGGAGAACGUGCCUCUCGGCUACAUGUUUCGCGCCUUCGACUCUUCCGGGAAGUUUUUGUCCUGGCGCUACGACAAUCUGCAGUACUACGAGAAGAUGUGGUACUUCACCAAGCAGACCACCUGUCUCGACUACUCCCUGGACCCCGACGACCCGAGCAAGCCCUUUUACAGCUGGCGCCCCGUGUUGGCCUGGCGGUGCUUUCUGGUUUGGGGAGGCACCGUGUUUGCCGCGCUCUUCGUCGUGUUGCGGUUCGUGCUCCGCUUCCGUCCCCCCAAGAAGGGCGACUUGGACCCGCGCGUUGUAGUGGAGAAGGAAUCCGAGCACAGGUCCAUCUUGAUGAAGAAACUGUCGCGGCUGCGGGCUAAUGCGCUGACGCUGCCCAGACUCGUGUUCACGACUGAAGUCAUCUGCAUGCUGUGCGUGUUCGGACUGCCGCUCCUUGCCGCCUGGGACCGCCUGCACAUGAUGGAGCGUGGAAAAUUCGCGGAGGGACAGCAGAUCGAGGAAGAAAUUGGUUGGAGCAAUGCGGCCGACAUGUGGGACACGGCGUUGUCAAUCACCAGCGUGAACACCGGUAUCGCCGCGUUCGGUGUGCCCACCCGCUGUGAAAGGCUGAAAAAAUGGAAGCCGUACGGUAAGGUCGAUGCUCACUCUCAAACUUACCAGACCAGGUUGAACCGGUGGGACGGCGUUGUUCUUGGCGACUAUCAUGAGGAUUGCAUCAGUAAGGUUCUGACGAACGCGGAUAGGGGACGGCAAACGCUGCUCAGCGCUAUUCCAACGGGGAUAGAUGCCAGUAUGUUCGACGUGCCGAGUCGCGCCGCGGUGCUGCGCUCGCUCGGUUAUUUUGACGGGCAUGAAGAGACGAGAUCGCCGGAGCACCACGAGACUACACGCUACCAAAUGUAAAAAUGUCUGGGUCUGGAAGAGUCAUGCUGUUUCUGCAUGACACAGCAGGUCUGGCAUGGAAGCUCUAGCAUCACAGGUUUCGAGAAGCUUCCGCAAUGCCGAACCCGCAUGACAAAUCCCCCACUUUGGUGACAGAAAGUAGGCAGCUUUUGCUACCCAUGCAUGAGAGAUUUUUGUGUGUUCUGAAAUGCGCAUGACAAGUUGCAUUCUUCCAGACCCAGACAUUUUUACAUUUGAUACACGCGAGGACAGUACAUCCCAGCAGAACCUCAGCGGGCAGCGAGGCGGGCAGCUUAGCAGAUUUGGCGCACCAGAGACAGAACAAGCAGCGGGUGACGACGCGGCGAGGUGGUCCCAGUACAAUGCGGAAAGGAGCGCAUCGCACAACCAAGAACACGGCGGCAGCAGAGCGGGUGGAGACCACGGCGGGUCCAGUUACUAUGAUGGUGCCAAAGGGCAGUGGAGGUCCCCGCAUAGUACCACACAGCAGUCUGAGCACGCAGAGCAGCAGUCUCAGCUGCACAGCGAGGGGCAGCGUGGCGGUGGGUCUAGAGGACUGCAGGGCCGCGCCGCAUCACGACCGCCGUCGCAGCAAGAAAUGAAGACCACCGACAUGGCGAAUAGCAGGACCGGAAGUCCUGGUGCGCCAUCAGCGGGAAAUAGACCGGCAGGUGGUGAGUGGUCUGGCAGUUGGAAGACGCGAAUGGUGUAUCACGGGGACAAUUUAUUAUUUGGCAACGGGGACGAGGAACAGGAAGACGGUUACGAUCUAGACUAGAAAUAGUGCGCCGAAGAAUUUAUAAAAAUACGCACCGACAACUGCAAGAAGUAGAACUAGAACUGGAAGUCAUUGCUCACCUAGAUGCCGCAGCUGUAGUGAUGAUGGUCCGCUUUUCUGAAGAACACAUUUCCCCCGCUGUUUUUUGCGCUACUUUUGUGAAAAACGCAUUUGUUUUCCCCAGACUAGCAGAAAGAAACAAAGUGUUUACGACAUGAGAUAAUUUCGGACAAAAAUAUUAAGCAGGCCAAUACUGCGAUGACGGUUUUUUUGUUCGACCAGAUCCUCGCUCUGCAAGUCCGAUAUAAGAAAGAACGUCAAGACCACGUGGACGGCCUUUGAAAAUUCAUAAUUCUAUUCUGCAAGCCAUCUGCGGGAUGAUGAUGCGUUUGUAUCUGCGGGGUGAUGAAGAUGGCGAGGAUCCUCCAGAGAAAGUGCUCGUCAUGUAAUACCUCGUGUACUUGUGGAUGUCAAUGCUGCCAGCACGGCUUGGCUUGGAAGAGAGGCAACAAAGAGCAACCGACGAGAGUGGCAACACUGUCUCUCAGCACAAUAAACACCGACAUCGAAGGAAAUUUGUGGCGAUUGAUUUUUGUUGAGGCAUAAUCCGAAGUACGUAUGUCUGCCGAGGUUCCUGUCAUUCUCCUGAGUCGACGUGUGGUGCUGGGCAAAAUGAAAUGAAGCUGUCGUAAACCGGGAGAGUCGAAAUAUGCGG
Messenger RNA from Amoebophrya sp. A120, 4920 nucleotides. The record is from the annotation of a GenBank genome assembly. NCBI's taxonomy places the organism in Eukaryota, Dinophyceae, Syndiniales, Amoebophryaceae.